UUAUGAUUUCAGCGAUUGUAACCUAACAGCCCAAGCACGCAGCAAUUCAGACUCUUAUUGCGACAUUUUCAGCGGAAACCUCACUGUACUCGGUUUAACUUGACAGUGUUUUGUGUCGUGUCGGGGCUGUGAAGUCUGAAGCCACACAUCUCGGGAGGACGCUACACAGACAGCUGCGGACACCGCGGACGCGUAGUAGUUGUGUUUGUGCUGCUUUCUGUUGUCCGCUCGGAGGGGGACGCGGUCCACACAUGCGCAGUAGAUCAGCGUUUACAGGAAGACAGCGCGGACUGUCCGCGCGGUCUCAACAAACUGUACGCGGAUGUCCGCACAGACACAGAGCCUACGCGUACACCCUCUGACGAAAUUUACGUCACGCGAACCCUAGCGGACCCUCGCGGACGCGGAAAGUAUAAUUUCAGCUUUUUACGGAGUGACAACUUACGAUGGCGAGCACUCUUCAUCUGACUGCUCCUCGCGCUUCCCGCCUCUCUGGACGGAGGCGACCGUUGCUGGGCUGAGCUCGGAGCCGUUUUCGUUUCCCCCGCCCGUACUGAGCCGAGCCGAACCGAGCCGAGCCGUCAAACUCCUGCGAGGGGUAGCUCUGCUAUUCAAGGACAUUUUAACGUUACCAUAGCUACCUUGGCCUUUUCCUGUCGAUUGAGGAAAUCCAGCGUGCGGUUCUCCGGCGCAAUGAUGUGGCCAAAUUUUGUAAACAAGUGCAGAAACUGCGGUUGAUAUAAUGUAACACACUCCUGGGCUGAUGAUGAUGAUGAUGUUUCUCUACGUAUCAUCUUUACAUGUCGUACCCGCACCCCCUUCCUCCGCUGAAGGGCCGAACAAGACAGACGGCGACGUAAAGGAAACCAGCUGCUGACUUCAGAUGCGUUCAUCUCAAUUAUGGCAUCGUUUCUAGACCUCGUCAAGUCGGCGGCCGCUUCAUGCUGAGAAGAACACCCGCGUUUUACUGGUGAAAAGUAGUGAGUGACCCCAAAAAAACGCGGAGAAAGGCGGAUGAACUUUGAUUUGCCGGAGUGCUGGAGCGCGCUGAGGCCAGAGGUGCAUCGCUGGUGUGCAUCAGGUCCAGGAACCAUCAAUGUGGACUUCAGCUGGUGAUUUGACAAGUCACAUAUAGGAGCCCCGGAGCCUCUCCUGUCCCCUCUCCCCCUCCCUUCCCUCCAUCCCUCCCUCCCCCCUUCCCUUGUCAAUCUUCUCCCUGGUCCCCCUUUCCCCCUCCUCCAAGAUUCACCAUGCUCAUCAAGGAGUAUCGAAUCCCCAUGCCCAUGAGUGUGGAGGAGUACCGCAUCGCCCAGCUCUAUAUGAUCCAGAAAAAGAGCCGAGAAGAGAGCUGUGGCGAAGGUAGCGGGGUGGAGAUCUUAGAAAAUAAGCCCUACACAGAUGGACCGGGUGGGACGGGCCAGUACACCCACAAGGUCUACCACAUUGGCAUGCACAUUCCCAGCUGGUUCCGCUCCAUCUUGCCCAAAGCGGCGCUGAGGGUUGAAGAGGAGUCCUGGAACGCCUACCCUUACACCCGCACCAGAUACACCUGUCCCUUUGUUGAGAAGUUCUCCAUUGACAUUGAGACUUACUACAAACCCGACACAGGCAACCAGGCAGAUGUCUUCAACAUGUCUGCAGCAGAGAAGAGGCAGAGGACUAUCGACCCAAUCGACAUAGUGACAGAUCCUAUUCCCCCCCAUGAGUACAAAUCAGAGGAGGACACGCGGCUCUACAAGUCAGUCAAGACUCAGAGGGGUCCUCUGCAGGAUGACUGGAUAGAAGAGUACAACAAUAACCCUGGGAAGACCCCCAUCAUGUGUGCCUACAAACUGUGCAAGGUGGAGUUCCGCUACUGGGGCAUGCAGUCAAAGAUUGAACGCUUCAUCCAUGACGUUGGACUGAGGAAGGUGAUGGUGCGCGCCCACCGGCAGGCCUGGUGCUGGCAGGAUGAGUGGUACGGUCUGACCAUGGAGGACAUCAGGCAGCUGGAACUGGAAACCCAGUUGGCCCUGGCCAGGAAGAUGGCCCAGUUCAGCCAGGCGGAGGAAGCCACUGAGGCCAACGGAGGUGCCCCGUCUCCAGACAAAGACCAGGAGGCUAAAGAGGUGAUCAGCUCCAUCGAAGCCGAGGAGGUGGUUGUCAGCUCAGGAGGAGAGACUCUCCAGCCACGAGGCGUACUCACCAAGCAGUGGUCCACAUCAUCCCGGUCCUCUCGCUCAUCCAAGAGAGGAGUGAGCCCAUCACGUCACAGCAUCUCGGAGUGGAGGAUGCAGAGCAUAGCACGAGACUCGGAGGACAGCUCGGACGAGGAGUUCUUUGAUGCUCAUGAGGAUCUGUCAGACAGCGAGGAGGUCUUUCCAAAGGAAAUCACCAAGUGGAACUCCAACGACCUCAUGGACAAGAUUGAAGCUGCAGACACAGAUGAAACUCCUGGUGAGCUGUUCAAGGAAAUGACGGUGGAUUAUGAGAGAGCAACCAGUGAAGAAAGACUAGAUGAGGAGAGCUCGUCCCAGCAGUGUCUGCAGCCGUCCAAGAUCCAUGUGUUGAUCUUAGUCCUGCACGGAGGGAACAUCCUGGACACAGGCGGAGGGGACCAGAACAGCAAGCAGGCCGACGUCAACACGAUCAGUACGGUUUUUGACACAGUCAUGCGUGUUCACUACCCCGCUGCGCUGGGCCGCAUCGCCAUCCGCUUGGUACCCUGCCCUGCCAUCUGUGCCGAGGCCUUCUCCCUGGUGUCCAACCUGAGCCCAUACAGCUACGACGAGAGCUGUCUGUCCAGCAGUCAGGACCACAUCCCCCUAGCAGCUCUGCCCCUACUGGCCACUUCUGCUCCACAAUACCAGGAGGCUGUGGCGACCGUCAUUGUCAGAGCAAACCAGGUGUACACCGACUUCAUUAAGUCUCUGGAUGGUGCUGCUUUCUCUGGCCAGGUUUGCCUCAUCGGGGACUGUGUCGGAGGAAUAUUAGGGUUUGAUGCACUGUGCAGCAGCAAUCAGACAGUCAACGAAAGCCAAAACAGCAGCAGAAGGGGCAGUAUUGUCAGUGUUCAGGACCAGGACCUCCUCUCUCCAGGCAUCAUUGUCAAUAGCGGGCACGGAUCAGCCUCCCCGACCCUGGAGGGCAGCCGCCAUCUCAGUCGCAGUAACAUCGACAUCCCUCGUGCCAGCGUGGGUGACGACACCAAGAGACAACUGCCACGCAAGAGAAGUGACUCCUCAACCUAUGAACUGGACACCAUAAAACAACACCAGGCUUUCCUGUCCAGCUUACACUCCAGUGUCUUGAGGAACGACGCAGCCUCACGCAGGUCGAGCAGCAGCACUAUGCUGGAUGGAUGCUCCCUGGGGAAGUUUGACUUUGAGGUGUCUGACUUUUUCCUGUUCGGCUCUCCGCUGGGCUUGGUGCUCGCCUUGAGAAAGACUGUCAUUCCUAUGCUGGAUGUGGCUCAGCUGCGGCCCGCCUGUCAGCAGGUCUAUAACCUGUUCCACCCAGCCGAUCCCUCCGCCUCCCGCCUGGAGCCUCUCCUGGAGAGGAAAUUUCACCUCUUGCCUCCCUUCAACGUGCCCCGUUACCAACGCUUUCCUCUGGGAGAUGGAAACUCAGCUCUACUGGUGGAGACAGUCCAGAGCAACGCUCAGCUGCUACUUGACAGUGGGCCUCCCCUGUCUCUUCGCUGUCAGGAGACCAUCAGUGAGACCUGCAUCCCUGUGCCUGUGCUAAACUGGCAGGAGGGCUCCCUCAAAGCCACACCCGCCACUAUGGAGUCGGAUGUUGUUCAGUCUCAUGGUGGUGUCUUCAUGGACAGUUCGUACCCCUCAUCCCCCGUUACGGGCCCCCUCUCCCGGGGCCAGCGGAGGGCCAGUGAGGUCAGCAUUGCCAGCCAGGUCUCAGGAAUGGCAGACAGUUACACUGCCACCAACAUAGCCAACACCAAAUCAUGCCAAAUUAACCAAUCCAAAAAGUUGAGCCUUUUGUCCCAACUCGCCCUAUCGUCACAAAACAAAUUCUUCCUGAAAAGUCCUCCUAAAACCCGUAAGAAAGCAGGGGCUGACCAGGCCGCAGGAUUUCCCGAUGCAAAUGUAGCGGCAGAGCUGGACUCUGAGGCAGAAACAUGUGAUGGUCUAAGUCCCACUGGGCAGUAUGAGAGCUGCCCGUCAGCGGGGCUGGACUCUGCUAUAUCUGAUCUGGUCUCGCUGGACUCCCAGGCUGAAGUAGAGCAAGUUGCAGCACGUUGGUGGGGCACAAAGCGACUGGACUUUGCCCUCUACUGCCCCGAUGCUCUGACCGCUUUCCCCACAGUGGCUUUACCGCACCUCUUCCACGCAUCAUACUGGGAGUCCACUGACGUUGUGUCUUUUCUCCUGAGACAGGUCAUGAGGCACGAAAACUCCAGCAUCCUGGAGCUCGAUGGGAAAGAAGUGUCUGAAUUUACUCCCUCCAAACCUCGAGAGAAGUGGCUUCGCAAGAGGACUCACGUGAAGAUCAGGAACGUGACUGCCAACCACCGUGUAAAUGACGCCGUGUUCACAGAAGACAGCCAGCAGGUCGUGAUGGGUCGCUUCAUGUACGGCCCUCUGGACAUGGUCACUUUGGCCGGGGAAAAGGUUGACCUGCACAUCAUGACCCAGCCUCCGUCAGGGGAAUGGGUUUACUUCAACACAGAGGUAACCAACAGUAGUGGCCGCGUGUCUUUUAUCAUCCCAGAGGACAAGCGUCUGGGCAUCGGAGUCUACCCAGUCAAAAUGGUUGUCAGGGGUGACCACACAUUUGCAGACAGCUACCUGACGGUUAUUCCACGUGGCACAGAGUUUGUGGUAUUUAGCAUCGACGGGUCAUUUGCUGCCAGUGUGUCAAUCAUGGGUAGUGACCCUAAAGUCCGGGCAGGAGCUGUGGACGUUGUCAGGCACUGGCAGGAUUUAGGCUAUUUGAUCAUCUAUGUAACAGGACGUCCAGACAUGCAGAAGCAGCGGGUAGUGGCUUGGUUGUCUCAGCACAACUUCCCUCAUGGCAUCGUCUCCUUCUGUGACGGCCUCGUCCAUGAUCCACUCAGACACAAGGCCAACUUCCUCAAGUCCUUGACAGAGGCUCACUUGAAGAUUUUUGCUGGCUAUGGAUCAACCAAAGACAUCUCAGUCUACACCUCCAUCGGCCUGCCUCCCUGCCAAAUAUACAUCGUCGGAAGACCCUCCAAGAAGAUGCAGCAGCAGUGUCAGUUCAUCACAGAGGGAUAUGCAGCUCAUUUGUCUCAGCUGGAGUACAACCAUCGCUCUCGGCCGGCCAAGUCCAGCAGCGCACGCAUGGUGCUUCGUAAAGGCAGCUUCGGUUUGGGUGCAAACAGCGACUUCCUGAGGAAGCGGAACCACCUGCUGCGCACCAUUUCCUCCCAGCCGGCCCCCAGCUCCCCAACAGGCAUCCACAACAGACCAGAGCGCACACAGAGCCAGUCAGACAGCGAGCGGCUGGAGCGGGAGCGGCUGGAGCGCGCUCACACCUACAGCCAGGGAGCGACACAGCGCAGCAUGAGCAUCACAGCCAGCUGCUGGGGCCGCAGCAGCAGCACAAAGCUGGAACCAGGAGUUCUCAGCCCGAAGUGAGAUUAGAGAGACAUUGUGAAAUACCUUCUGAAGAGUGACACGACAUCCAGAAACUGCGAGUGAAAAAGAGUGACAAACAGUGUGCUUGCACCAGAUGGGUAAAAACCACAAUGAAAAUAAUAGGUGCUACAAACCACUCUUCAUAAAAACACCAGUCACAUUCAACACAAACAUUUAUGGACGGAUGGCUACAUUUAGUUUAAAACACAAAACUUAACAGGCAUUUCAAGAGACAUCUUCCUAAAGCAGGAACAUGCAAACACGACACAGACAGACCGUAGCUAAUAUUGUAGGAAUCCAGACUGUUUCUUACUGUUUAUUAAAUAUUUAUCAGUCUUGAAUACAAGUCAGUUAGUCAGUUUUCCUCUUACAGUAGGCUUUUAGAUUGGAUUGGUUACACAUAUAAGCACCCCCCAUACUGUAUACGUUGGUGAACAACACAAAGUGGUUACAGGAAGCCUUUUAUCAGGUCCAUGUGCUGGUAUUGCACUGUAACUGACUACUGUGGCCACUUCAAGCACAACUAUUACUAUAGACAUAAACUUUUUUGUGUAAUAGAUUUCAAGCUAUGUCAUGUUUGUGUGAUGUUUUAGUUUUUUUUUUUAAAGUUUUUUUUUGUUGCUUUUUUUGCCUUCAUUGGAUAGUGGGCAGUGAAGAGGCAGAUAGGAAACAAGGGGAGAGAGAGAUGGGUAUGACAUUGUUGUGGUAACGCAGCAUGCGCAGUAACCAUUCGGCUACUGGGGCGCACCCAGAUGUUCUAGUCUGAGAGCAGAACGAGAAUCAGGUAAAACUGGAUUGAACGUGUUGCUUUUCAGGGUGCGACCACACAAACACACAAAUAUUUAGCCAAAACGAAUCUUGUUGACAUGUUUUUAGGAAACUCAUUAUAAUUUAUCACUAACACCAAUCAAUGUUUGGGUGAUUUAUAAACCAUCUUGAAGCAAUUUGAUCAAGAACUACUGCUGCUUUUAGCUUUUACAAAGAGCAAAUGACUAAAUUCUGUUGACGUUUGCAAGCUGAUUACCAAACCACACAGUUCAGUUUUGCUUGUUUUCUAGUCUUCCCUCAGGCCAAAGAACCAUCCAAAUAUCACAUGAAGGAAACUACAAAAUUACCCUUUAACUAUGGUUGCAGCUGAAACUGUUCCCGGAUUUUUAUAGCAUUUCACCACAUCUCACCAUUACUGCGCUGCUGAAACCUUCCUGAAUAAGUAACGUAUGACGCCACUAUAGGGAAAACUCCUGCUACUGUACGGUUAAUGUGCCAAAGUAAACAGUAUAGACUGAUAUACUGUACGUGAACAGAGAGGACAUGAUUUUAGUCUCCUGUGUAAAAAUGGAAUAGUGUGUGUAAGUAUGUAGUCGAAUGCCUUAACAAGGCUUAUGUACAUAAUUGUUAUAUUACAGUGCAGAUCUGGUAUCUGGUCCACUGAAGACCAGCUUCAAGUGUCUUCUUUACUCUGGGGUUAAACACCACCUCAUUCAGGAUACACUUUAUUGAUUAAUGAUGAUGAUUAUUAUUGUUAUUUAAGAUUAUAGAUAUUUUAAAAUGUAUUGAUUUUGUGAACAAAAAUGUGUUAAGAUUACUUUCGCUACUUUGUGUUUUAUUUUUUUCCUUCAAACUUCAGUUGCAACAGCCAAAACUCGAGAGGUCUUUGCCUGGCACAGUAUUGUAUUUUUAUUAUUGUAUCUUGCAGCUCACCAGAAUUGUAUCAACAGAACUGCUAUCUUGUGUCAUAUAUUGUACGUUUUUGUUAUAUCUAUUUUGGAAAGUUUGGGAUAUGGCUUCUCUCUGGUUAUCCCUCCGCUGUAAAUGAGGUGUUGAAUGUGCUCAUAGAUAAUCCUCCUUAGGUUUAAGGUCUCUUUCUCUGUUUUUUCUGCACCUUUUUAGAGGAAGGAAAAAAAAAAUCUGCAAAUUGUAAAUUCUGUACAAUACGCUGUCAGAAGUAGGAACACAGAGCUAAGACUCGCUUUACGCUGUUGGCCAGCUGUUUCUGAAAUGGGUAAAAAUUUUGUGGUUUAUUCAUUCAAAUGAUGUGUCUUUGUCCCUCGAAUAGACGUGUACAGAGCUGACUGCAAAUGGACCAAUAUGGGCUCAAACGGAAGGGGAAACGUGCAAUAUCUAACUCAACCACACCACAAGAUCAAACAGACUGUGUUGAGGAAACGUCACAGUGCAUUGACAAUCAGUGUGAACAGGCACAUAUUCUACAGACGGCAAAUUGCGGAGGGUACUUGAACACGUUCCAGUGCUCGACAAGCAUUUGCAGAGUAUCUAAAAGUUGUGAAAAAAGUUGCCACCGACCUGAUAAGGAUACGUAAUAGUACAGUAGGUUUUUUUUCUCCUGUGGGUAGACAUGCUCAGUCUUAACUGUUUUUAUCAAUGUUUCCAUUCCAGCACACGCAGGUCUAGAUGAAUCCACUGAACAUUUAAAAGUGAACCGGAAAUUUACACGUCAGCCCUGCAAUAAAUCCUACCUUCAUGAAGGUUUUUUUUAAUGUUGUUUUUGUUUAAACUGUGAUAGAGAGGUGUCACGUUGGAGGUGCUGUUGAACUGUAUUGUGUUAUACUGAGAGGUGUUAACUAAUAUUGUGUCCUCCCCAUUUAUAUCAAUGAGGGUAGACUAAUAUUAGAGUGUACAUGCUAAUGCAAAGACACCCAUAAUUCUCCUU
Molecule: messenger RNA, 8271 nt
Organism: Thunnus maccoyii (southern bluefin tuna)
Lineage: Eukaryota; Metazoa; Chordata; Actinopteri; Scombriformes; Scombridae
Product: membrane-associated phosphatidylinositol transfer protein 2-like
Exons: 26
Coding region: 1251-5600 (1449 amino acids)
Biological process (GO): phospholipid transport
Cellular component (GO): cytoplasm
Molecular function (GO): phosphatidylcholine intramembrane carrier activity; phosphatidylinositol binding; phosphatidylcholine binding
Source: RefSeq, a predicted model, not a curated record